UCGCCUUAUCCACUUCAACAACUUUGCUAAUAUCCUUUAUGGAACCGACCCGAAUGAAAAAUAUGUACGCCGCAACAUCUGCAUUUGAAUCGGUUAAUGGGAUGGCUGGCGUCACACCACAAACCCCUGCUACAGCCUACGGCGUCCAGAAUGCAAGCGCGAUAUAUCUCCAUAUUCACGAAACCUCAGCCAAGAGAAUACAGACCCUUGAUUAUCUACGAAAGGCCCAUGAAGGGCGAGUUUAUUGGUUUAACACUAUCCAUUUUACCCGGGCUGAUGUUUCCCGACUCCCAUAUUUUGAGAAGCGAAAGCUUGCCCGUCGAGCGAUCAAUUAUCUGCUGCUAGGGUUGUCCGUACCUCCAAUCCUAGAUGUCAGCUCGAACCCGUUCGAAUAUCUCCGAUCAUUUAACGCGCUCCUUAUUGAAUUCGAGGCAUUCCAGCAAAUUCACCCGGCCGAUGGCGGUUCUGCAUCGACUCUCGCGCGGGCGCGAAUUCCACAAAUGUUCAAGCGAUCAACUCACACUGGCACCAAAGCUCGGCGAGCAAGCUCAGCGACCGAAAUAGGACUGCCCAUGCAAUCAAGCGAUCAGUCAGAGCUCAAAGCAAUGACGGGGAAUAUCGCGUCUGCCACAAAUGCUGCCUCCGCAGUGGCCACCUUUCCAUCCAUUUCCGAAUCUUCAGAUCUACUUCCGGGGGAAGAAUAUACUUAUCUCUUGACCCCCACACUACCCUUCGACCCGGACUUUUUCGAGACAUAUGCGACAUUAUGCGACGUCCUCAUUGACUGCUAUAGUAGAUUGAUGAGUUUAGUGUCGAGCCCUUCGCUUUGCACCGGUGCAUUGGGAGAAAUGUUUGCGAAGGCAGAUUCACGGUUACGGAAAGUGAUAAUGUCAAGUGUUGUGCGUGAAUUCGAAGAUGCAAGCCGUAGUAGUGUCAAGGGUGAAGUUGCAGGAGUUAGUCGAGUGGUCCUAGGGGGACUCUUAGGCUAGAUUAGCAGACGGGUGCAAGCCCAAUUUUGGAGAAUAUGCCUAGU
Coccidioides posadasii C735 delta SOWgp is the source of this 1033-nucleotide messenger RNA. RefSeq lists its product as uncharacterized. The record is from RefSeq and is a predicted model, not a curated record. Lineage: Eukaryota; Fungi; Ascomycota; Eurotiomycetes; Onygenales; Onygenaceae.